UGCCGCCGGGCAGGAAGCGGGGUCCCGCCCGGGCCUCUGGAGCCACGUGCGCUUGUUUCCGUGCUGGGGCGAUCACGUGACCCGCGUCAGCUGACCCGUCACGGUGGAGCCCGGUGCUCGCGCCCGGCAGCCUCUGCCCCGCCGCGCCCGGAGCGCAGGACCCGCGGAGGGGUAAGCGCGCCCCCCGCCCGCCCCUUCUCCGCCGCCGGCUUCCUGCGACCACCUCCGCCCCGGCCCCUGUCCCGCGCCCAUCCCAGCCCUGCCGGCCUGGCGCCCCGGAAGUCGUCGCCAGCAGGGCCGUGGCUGGGCUCAGCCCCGCGCUGCCCCCGGGCGGCCUGGAGGAGAUGGCCCAGGGCAGCGGGGGGCGGGAAGGCGCUCUCGGAACCCCGGCCGGGGGCUGGCAUUCCCCGCCAAGCCCAGACAUGCUGGAGCUGCUCCGGAGCGUGGAGAGGGACCUGAGCAUCGAUCCCAGGCAGCUGGCUCCGGCCCCGGGGGGCACCCACGUGGUGGCCCUAGUGCCUGCGCGCUGGCUGGCCAGCCUCCGCGAUCGCCGGCUGCCCCUGGGACCCUGUCCCCGCGCAGAGGGCCUGGGAGAAGCGGAAGUCAGGACUCUCCUGCAGCGCUCUGUGCAAAGGCUGCCUGCCGGCUGGACGCGCGUGGAGGUGCAUGGGCUGCGGAAGCGGAGACUGUCCUACCCUCUGGGCGGGGGCCUGCCCUUUGAGGACGGGUCCUGCGGCCCUGAGACCCUCACUCGCUUCAUGCAGGAGGUUGCCGCCCAGAAUUAUCGCAACCUGUGGCGCCAUGCAUACCACACUUACGGCCAGCCGUACAGUCACAGCCCUGCCCCCUCAGCUGUCCCUGCCUUGGACUCAGUACGGCAGGCUCUGCAGAGGGUCUAUGGUUGUUCCUUCCUGCCAGUGGGUGAAACUACCCAAUGCCCAUCAUAUGCCAGAGAAGGCCCCUGUCCCCCUCGGGGCAGCCUUGCUUGUCCUAGUCUGUUACGGGCUGAGGCCUUGCUGGAGUCGCCAGAGAUGCUGUAUGUGGUACACCCUUACGUGCAGUUCUCCCUACAUGACGUGGUCACCUUCAGCCCUGCCAAGCUGACCAACAGCCAGGCCAAGGUGCUGUUCAUUCUCUUCCGCGUGCUGAGGGCUAUGGACGCCUGUCAUCGCCAGGGGCUGGCGUGUGGGGCCCUGUCUUUGCAUCACAUCGCGGUGGAUGAGAAGCUUUGCAGCGAGCUGCGACUGGACCUGAGCGCUUAUGAGAGGCCCGAGGAGGACGAGAAUGAGGAGGCCCCUGUGGCAAGGGAUGAGGCGGGCAUUACGUCUCAAGAGGAGCAGGGAGGGCGACCUGGGCAACCCACUGGCCAGGAGGGACUUCGGAGCCUCGUGCUAGAUUGGGUCCACGGCCGCAUCAGCAACUUCCACUACCUCAUGCUGCUGAAUCGGUUGGCAGGUCGGCGGCAGGGGGACCCCAACUACCACCCCGUGCUGCCCUGGGUGGUGGAUUUCACCACGCCCCAUGGGCGCUUCCGAGACCUGCGCAAGUCCAAGUUCCGCCUCAACAAGGGGGAUAAGCAACUGGACUUCACGUACGAGAUGACGCGGCAGGCAUUCGUAGCAGGCGGGGCGGGCGGCGGGGAACCCCCUCACGUUCCCCACCACAUCUCAGACGUGCUCUCCGACAUCACCUACUACGUGUACAAGGCUCGGCGCACGCCUCGGUCGGUGCUCUGUGGACACGUCCGCGCGCAGUGGGAGCCCCAUGAGUAUCCGGCCAGCAUGGAGCGGAUGCAGAACUGGACCCCGGAUGAGUGCAUUCCGGAGUUCUACACCGAUCCCUCUAUCUUCCGCUCCAUCCACCCCGACAUGCCUGACCUGGAUGUGCCAGCCUGGUGCAGCUCCAGCCAGGAGUUCGUGGCUGCCCACCGAGCCCUGCUGGAGAGCCGCGAGGUGUCCCGGGACCUGCACCAUUGGAUCGACCUCACGUUUGGCUAUAAACUCCAGGGCAAGGAGGCUGUCAAGGAAAAGAAUGUGUGUCUGCACCUGGUGGAUGCCCACACUCACCUGGCCAGCUAUGGGGUGGUGCAGCUCUUCGAUCAGCCACACCCCCAGCGCCUGGCUGGGGCUCCUGCCCUUGCCCCCGAGCCUCCCCUCAUCCCCAAGCUGUUGGUCCAGACCAUCCAGGAGACCACAGGCCGGGAGGACUUCACAGAAAACCUGGGACAGCUUCCAAAUGGAGUGGGCCGGCCAGUUUUAGAGGCCACUCCCUGUGAGGCUAGCUGGACCAGAGACAGGCCGGUGGCAGGAGAAGACGACUUGGAACAGGCCACAGAAGCUCUGGAUUCCAUUUCCCUUGCUGGGAAAGCAGGUGACCAGCUGGGCUCCUCCAGUCAAGCGUCUCCUGGCCUUCUCUCUUUCUCAGUGUCCUCAGCCUCCCGUCCAGGCCGCAGGAAUAAAGCUGCUGGGGCAGACCCUGGGGAGGGCGAGGAGGGGAGGAUUCUUCUUCCUGAGGGCUUCAAUCCCGUGCAGGCCCUGGAGGAGCUGGAGAAAACGGGCAACUUCUUGGCCAAAGGCCUAGGGGGCCUGUUGGAGGUGCCUGAGCAGCCCCGGGUCCAGCCGGCUGUGCCACUGCAGUGCCUACUCCACAGGGACAUGCAGGCGCUGGGUGUCCUGUUGGCGGAGAUGGUGUUUGCCACCAGGGUGCGGACGCUGCAGCCCGAUGCACCUUUGUGGGUACGCUUCCAGGCUGUCCGAGGGCUCUGCACACGCCACCCCAAGGAGGUCCCUGUGUCUUUGCAGCCCGUGCUGGACACACUCCUGGAGCUGAGUGGCCCCAAAGUCCCCAUGGGAGCAGAGAGGGGCAAGCUGGACCAACUGUUUGAGUACAGGCCUGUCUCCCAGGGCCUGCCCCCACCCUGCCCAAGCCAGCUUCUCAGCCCCUUCAGCUCCGUGGUUCCCUUCCCGCCCUACUUCCCGGCACUGCACAGAUUCAUCCUUCUGUACCAGGCAAGGCGCGUGGAGGACGAGGCCCAGGGGCGCGAGCUGGUGUUUGCUCUGUGGCAGCAGCUGGGCGCGGUGCUGAAGGACAUCACCCCUGAGGGCCUGGAGAUCCUGCUGCCCUUCGUGCUCUCACUCAUGGCCGAGGAGCAUACGGCUGUGUACACGGCCUGGUAUCUGUUUGAACCUGUUGCCAAGGCACUGGGCCCCAAAAAUGCCAAUAAGUACCUCCUGAAGCCGCUCAUUGGUGCCUACGAGAGCCCCUGCCAGCUACACGGCCGCUUCUACCUGUACACGGACUGCUUUGUGGCCCAACUGAUGGUGCGGCUGGGCCUGCAGGCGUUUCUCACUCACCUGCUGCCUCACGUCCUGCAGGUGCUGGCGGGCGCAGAGGCCUCCCAGGAGGAGAGCAAGGACCUGGCAGGGGCUGCUGAGGAGGAGGAGAGUGGGCUGCCCGGGGCCGGGCCUGGCUCCUGUGCUUUUGGGGAGGAGAUUCCCAUGGAUGGGGAGCCUCCUGCCUCCUCGGGCCUGGGGCUCCCAGACUACACGUCUGGUGUCAGCUUCCAUGACCAGGCUGACCUGCCUGAGACAGAGGACUUCCAAGCCGGGCUCUAUGUGACUGAGUCUCCCCAGCCCCAGGAGGCUGAAGCUGUGAGCCUGGGCCGGCUGAGUGACAAGAGCAGCACCAGCGAGACCUCCCUGGGUGAGGAGCGGGCUCCAGAUGAGGGGGGUGCCCCCGUGGACAAGAGCAGCCUUCAAUCAGGCGACAGCAGCCAGGACUUGAAGCAAAGCGAGGGCUCUGAGGAGGAAGAGGAGGAGGAGGACAGCUGCAUGGUGCUAGAGGAGGAGGAGGGGGAGCAGGAGGAGGUCACUGGGGCAUCUGAGCUCACUCUGUCUGACACGGUGCUGUCCAUGGAGACGGUUGUGGCCGGCGGCAGUGGGGGAGAUGGGGAAGAGGAGGAGGAGCCACUGCCUGAGCAGUCAGAAGGCAAAGAACAGAAGAUCCUCCUUGAUACAGCCUGCAAGAUGGUCCGCUGGCUGUCUGCCAAGCUCGGCCCCACAGUGGCCUCUCGCCACGUGGCCCGGAACCUGCUCCGCCUGCUGACGUCUUGUUAUGUUGGACCCACUCGGCAGCAGUUCACGGUGAGCAGUGGCGAGAGCCCUCCGCUAAGCGCCGGCAACAUCUACCAGAAGAGGCCGGUCCUGGGUGACAUCGUGUCAGGGCCCGUGCUCAGCUGCCUCCUCCACAUUGCCCGCCUGUAUGGGGAGCCUGUCCUCACCUACCAGUACCUGCCCUACAUCAGCUACCUGGUGGCCCCAGGGAGUGCCUCAGGCCCCAGCCGACUGAACAGCCGUAAGGAGGCAGGGCUGCUGGCUGCGGUGACGCUGACUCAGAAGAUCAUCGUGUACCUCUCAGACACCACACUCAUGGACAUCCUGCCCCGGAUCAGCCAUGAGGUCCUGCUGCCCGUGCUCAGCUUCCUCACCUCCCUCGUCACGGGGUUCCCAAGUGGGGCCCAGGCCCGGACCAUCCUGUGUGUGAAAACCAUCAGCCUCAUCGCCCUCAUCUGCCUGCGCAUCGGACAGGAGAUGGUCCAGCAGCACCUGAGCGAGCCCGUGGCCACCUUCUUCCAGGUCUUCUCUCAGCUGCAUGAGCUUCGGCAACAGGAUCUGAAGCUGGAUGCCACGGGCCGUGGCGAGGGCCAGCUGCCACAGGUGGUCUUCUCUGAUGGGCAGCAGCGGCCCGUGGACCCCGCCCUGCUGGACGAGCUGCAGAAGGUGUUCACCCUGGAGAUGGCAUACACAAUCUACGUGCCCUUCUCCUGCCUGUUGGGUGACAUCAUCCGGAAAAUCAUCCCCAACCACGAGCUGGUUGGGGAGCUGGCGGGGCUGUACUUGGAGAGCAUCAGCCCGAGCAGUCGCAACCCUGCCAGCGUGGAGCCCACCGUGCCCAGCACCGGCCCCGAGUGGGACCCCCAGGGUGGGGGCUGCCCUCAGGAUGAUGGCCACUCAGGGACCUUUGGGAGCGUCCUGGUGGGGAAUCGAAUUCAGAUCCCCAAUGACUUUCGGCCUGAGAACUCCGGACCGCUGGGCCCCAUCUCGGGGGUGGGUGGUGGGGGCCUGGGCAGCGGGAGCGACGACAACGCCCUAAAGCAGGAGCUGCCGCGGAGCGUCCACGGGCUGAGUGGAAACUGGCUGGCGUACUGGCAGUACGAGAUCGGCGUGAGCCAGCAGGAUGCCCACUUUCAUUUCCACCAGAUCCGCCUGCAGAGUUUCCCGGGACACUCGGGGGCCGUCAAGUGUGUGGCACCCCUGAGCAGCGAGGACUUCUUCCUGAGCGGCAGCAAGGAUCGUACCGUGCGCCUCUGGCCGCUGUACAACUACGGCGACGGGACCAGCGAGACGGCCCCACGCCUCGUCUACACCCAGCACCGCAAGAGCGUCUUCUUCGUGGGCCAGCUCGAGGCCCCGCAGCACGCGGUGAGCUGUGACGGGGCUGUGCACGUCUGGGACCCCUUCACAGGGAAGACCCUUCGCACAGUGGAGCCGCUGGACAGCCGGGUGCCCCUGACUGCAGUGGCUGUCAUGCCCGCCCCCCACACCAGCAUCACCAUGGCCAGCUCUGACUCUACCCUGCGCUUUGUGGACUGCAGGAAGCCUGGUCUGCAGCACGAGUUCCGACUGGGCGGUGGGCUGAACCCUGGGCUUGUCCGUGCCCUGGCCGUCAGCCCCAGUGGCCGUAGCGUCGUGGCCGGCUUCUCCUCGGGCUUCAUGGUGCUCCUGGACACCCGCACGGGCCUGGUUCUGCGAGGCUGGCCAGCCCACGAGGGGGACAUUCUGCAGAUCAAGGCGGUGGAGGGCAGCGUCCUGGUCAGCUCCUCCUCUGACCAUUCCUUGACCGUCUGGAAGGAGCUGGAGCAGAAGCCCACCCAUCACUACAAGUCAGCAUCCGACCCCAUCCACACCUUUGACCUGUACGGCAGCGAGGUGGUCACCGGCACCGUGUCCAACAAGAUUGGCGUCUGCUCCCUGCUCGAGCCACCCUCACAGGCCACCACGAAGCUCAGCUCUGAGAAUUUCCGCGGCACGCUCACCAGCCUGGCCUUGCUGCCCACUAAACGCCACCUCCUGCUGGGCUCAGACAACGGGGUUAUCCGCCUUUUGGCAUAGACUGAGGCAGGAGCUGGCCGGGCAAGGGUGGGAAGACAUCUGCAGGCACGUGUCCGCUCACCCUGUUCCCCGAGCAGCAGCUCCCUCCAGGGAGGCCCUGGGUCCCAUGCUCUGGGUGCCCACGUGGCCUGCCAACUAGGGCCUCCAACUGGAGUGGGGGAGUCCUGGCCCCUGAAUCACCAGAGCCACCAAGCCUGCCAGAGGGGUCUCCUUCAUGGCUUGGGGACACACUGCUCCUAGCAAGCAGAAAGUAAGAGCAGGAGGAAGCGUUGCUACCUUCACUUCUCCCCAGCUCUGCCCUCUGGGUCCACAUGAGGACAGGGAAGCUCGGGAAGGGGAAGGGAGACUGGCCCUGCCCAGCCAGUCUCUAGCCCAUCAGCCCCUGCUGGGCACUCUCUGCCCCAUCCCUCUAGGACAGGGAAGGUGGCCUGGUCCAGGGCACUGAUGGUGCUUGGAUUCCAGCCUAAGGAAGGCUGGCCGUGGUCCAGGAGUUAAGGGCCUGGGUCUGGGGUUUAAGUGGCCACCCAUCCAGGCCCUGGCCAGUGUGGGACCAGGAGGGGAAGGAAGAAGGAGGCUAGGAGCAGGGGAGAGAAGAUGCACUUGGCCAGUGGUGCCUGCCAGGAGUGAGUCCAUGCGUUGCCUACCCACCCCUAACCACAGUGUUUGUGCCUUGAGCUGAGGGGGCAGCCUCUGGGCCCUGAAUCCCUGCUGGGGCUCCACGACCCUGAGCGAAGGUGUGAGAAGAAUCAUCUCUGCACCUCGGGUCUCUGCCAGAGGAAGACUUAAGCAUCCCUGCGGCCUCACAUUCUAGAUGGAGAUGAGGUCCAGGGGUUGGCCCCUGCUGCCUCCUCACAAUUUGCAAUAGAUGUAAAUAGGACCAAUAAAUCCUUUGGAAGAGCCA
Pongo pygmaeus (Bornean orangutan) is the source of this 7071-nucleotide messenger RNA. It is a transcript of the gene WDR81, whose product is annotated as WD repeat domain 81. Lineage: Eukaryota; Metazoa; Chordata; Mammalia; Primates; Hominidae. The transcript has 10 exons. Gene Ontology annotation, cellular component: mitochondrion. The coding region runs from base 345 to 6170 and encodes 1941 amino acids. Gene Ontology annotation, biological process: aggrephagy. The record is from RefSeq and is a predicted model, not a curated record. Gene Ontology annotation, molecular function: phosphatidylinositol 3-kinase regulator activity; protein binding.